AUGCCCGUUGAAGACUCGGACGAGAAAUCACGAAACCCGAAUAUUUCUCUAUCGGCAUAUUCUGAGACUCGAGUGGCUCCCUCGCUCAUUAUGGCGACACGAAAGUGCCUGAGCCCGCUGAUAAAGGCACCAAAGUCAAUUGCCAACUCAAUCUGUCACCAAUGUCGACGAUCUUUCGUGACGACACCUGCUCAAAUGGCUGGUCACAACAAGUGGUCCAAGACAAAACACAUCAAAGCUGUAACUGAUAAGAAGAAGAUGACUGAGAGAUCUAAUUUCACUAAGACGAUUGCUAUGUAUUCAAGAAUGUAUGGAGAUGAUGUCAAAUUCAACCCUCAACUGGCCACUGCAAUAAGCGCUGCAACAAAAGCAAGUAUACCAAAGAACUUAAUCGAGGGUGCAAUUGCACGAGGUCAAGGUCGUUCAGCCACGGGCGCACAGUUAGAGUCUAUGUCUUUGGAGGUCCUUAUGCCCCCUGAUAUCGCGAUGGUCAUCGAUGCUGAGACAGACAACAAGACUCGGACUCUUCAUGACCUGCGCCUCGUGGUGAAAAAGGCCGGCGGAGUGGUUGGGUCAACAACCUUCUACUUUACAAGACGUGGUAGAGCCGUUUUCAAAGCCAAGGAGUGCGGGCCGUCACUCUCCGAUGUUCUGGACGAGGCGAUUGAGCACGAGGGGUUGGAAGAUGUCGAGGAACUGCCAGAGGGGGACUUCUUGGCUUGGACCCUGCCAAACACGUUGACAGCCAUCACCGAGGCCCUGUCCAAAAAGUUUGAGCUUGAGAUUCUCGACGCAGACAUUGUCUGGGCACCGAAUGAGGACACAAAAGUGAGCAUCGACACCACAGAGCAAGCUGAUACUCUCGACAUGCUCUUCAACGGACUCAAGGAAUAUCCUGAGGUCAGAGCCAUUUAUGCCAAUGUACGUCAGGGAGCUGUAGGGGAUGAAGAGUGGGACAAGGUUGAAAGAAACCUGGAUGUAUAA
Fusarium subglutinans is the source of this 984-nucleotide messenger RNA. RefSeq names its product yfcA. The record is from RefSeq and is a predicted model, not a curated record. Gene Ontology annotation, cellular component: mitochondrion. The transcript is spliced from 3 exons. Bases 1 to 984 code for a protein of 327 amino acids. Lineage: Eukaryota; Fungi; Ascomycota; Sordariomycetes; Hypocreales; Nectriaceae.